This is a messenger RNA of Prorocentrum cordatum, 2023 nucleotides long. The record is from the annotation of a GenBank genome assembly. NCBI's taxonomy places the organism in Eukaryota, Dinophyceae, Prorocentrales, Prorocentraceae.
CCCCUGUUGCUCAGGCCUGGGGAUUCCUCGCUUCUGAUCUUCCACUCUGCAUGGGCCCAGCUCGGGCGUGCAGAUAUCCGCUGGCUCCGGUCCCCCGCGGGGGGGGGGGCCAGAGGUAAAGCGCGGCCCGCGCUUCCCUGAGCGUGGCAGCUCGGCGGCGCGGGGAGGGCCGCGCAUCGCGAGGUCGGGCGGCCUGGGUGGCUUUCGCCAGGUUCUCUCACCACACAGCUCUUCUCGUCUCUAUCGGGCCUGGACCCCGCGGACACAAGAGAUGGUCGCGUUCGUGCGCCCGGUCCUCGCGUCCAGCCUCGCGCUCGGCUGCACCUCGGCGUUUGGCCUCGCCGCGGUGGCGCGCGACGUGGCCGACCUGUCGCCGUCGCGCGGCGGCUUCUCGCCCUCGCGCGACACGUCGUCUGGAGGCGGACGCCAGACGCCAGAGGAGCUGGGCUUCUCCUCCGACGAAGACAUCGACACCGCGGGCUACGGCAGUUCACAGUUCAACGAGGAGUUCUGCUUGGACAUCGGCGCAAAGGGCUUCCCCAUUCCUACGCUCAAUAUGCUCAAGGCGGCCAACUGGGACGUGCCGACAUAUUUCGCCCAGCUGCAGGGGGCAGGGUACGCCGAGGACGCCCUGCAGAUGACAGGCCCCGACUCGGCCAUUCUGAAAUCCGAUUGCAUGAAGGAACGCUUCCACGGCAAGACGAAGCACAUCUUUGUGGGCGAUUCGCAGAUGAUGGCCCUCCGCAACGCGUUCCACCGCCUCAACAAGUGCCCGGAGAUCUGGUGGGCCAACCACUCCGAGAAGGAUAUCGAUGACAUGAUGGGGACUGUGCGGAGGAACGAGGCCUCCAAGACGCAGGUGAAGAGCAAGACCCGCUUCCACUCCCGGGCCGACCAGGCCCCAGACAAGUUGCCCCGCGGCUGCACCGAGGAGGGCAUCGGGUCUUUCGUCAGUUGGGACGCCUGGGCCAGCCAGAAGAUUCCAGUGAGGGAGAUUAAGAUGGAGAUGGACCUGGCCGGUGUGAGCCCUGCAGACGGGGACCUCGUUGUCGUCUGGAUUGUGGGCGCGUUGGCGGGUUUCAUCCCCGCAGCGCACAGAAUGUCCACCCUGCUCCAAAGCAUCAACCAGCUCCACGAGAUGAAGGUCAAGAUGGUGUGGGAUUCGCCAACCUUCCAGGACGAGGCCCUCAUGGCCGCCACGACGACCUACGACCUUGGACGCGACCCUCGCAGCAAACAGCCCAUCGCGUACAACUACAUCACGCAGCGGAAGCAGAGCGGUCAGAUUGGAUCGAAUCAGUACAGGACUGAGAAGACGCUCUUCGAUCAGGGCAUCGAGAUCCCCACCACGAAGCGGUGGCAGAUCUCCAAUCGCUACCGCGGACUCCAGUGCGACGGCAUACACACCGACAUGCGCGCCAGGGAUCACCUGUUCUACGACCUGCCGUGCCCCAUGGGCCAGCAGAAGUACGGCAAGUCCAACUACUGCACUUGGGUGGAGCCGUUCAAGACAGAGCUGCGUGGCGCCUGCCCGGAGGCCUCAGGGCUGGACGACCUGGUGCUGCAGAGCGGGCUCUACCAGAUGUGCGCUGCGCACGAGCAGCCGUUCUGCUACGCGUACACCGAGCACAUCCGCUGAGGUGUUACGCCUCGGCCGGCACACUCGAAGUUUAUAAGUGACGCAUAUCCGCGUCGAUUCCCCCUCUUCUCUCCUCGUCAUCGUCCUCCCCAUUAGCCCCUUAGUUGUUCGGCUCGCGGGCUCUGCGGACCCGUAGCUACAUGGUUCUGUGGCCAUUGCCGAAGGACGUGCAUCCGCUUUUGUAUAUUCUGCGGACAACAAAGAGCAACACGUGUCGAUCCGGCCCACUACGUCCAGGGUGCCUGCUCUAGAUCAUGAUCAGCCUCGGCGGGCGCUCGCAGAUUCUGGCCGCUGCAUCUCCUUCUUAGUAUUAUUAUUAGUAGUAGUAUUCUUUUCACGUGUAUCCCGCGUAUAUUCUCCGCCCGCACAUCUCCUUUUCCCCCC